This is a messenger RNA of Caenorhabditis angaria, 1815 nucleotides long. NCBI's taxonomy places the organism in Eukaryota, Metazoa, Nematoda, Chromadorea, Rhabditida, Rhabditidae. The record is from the annotation of a GenBank genome assembly.
AUGCCGAAAAUCGUGGGUUACACACGUGGCAUGGUACUUUGUCAAAAAAUGCGCGACUUUUGCGAUGACCCGCGAAUGCCGCGAUUCGACAAAUAUCGACCAUAUCUCAAUUGGUUCGUUUCAUGCCCAGUCAAAGAGCUCAAAACAAUUCUGAACGAUGUGCGAACCGCUGAGGAGAUGAGCGAUAUUUGCGACAUUUUGGUGCGACAUCGAAAAUUUUUGGAUAGCAAUUUGAUUGAGCGAGUUUGGAAGACGCAAGUCGAGUGUGAUUUGACGACGCGAGGAUUUAGCGCGUUUGGCGAAGCGAUUCGCGCAAAAAUCGUCGCAAGUUGCGGUGCAAUUUUGGGAACGAGAAAGAGUUUUGAGGUUUUGGAUUGGUAUAUGGGAUGUUUGGAGAGGAAUGGAAAACAGACAUCUGGCGAUUAUGCGAGAGUCAAGGAAGAAUCCGAAAAGUAAGUAGUUUGAUGUUUUUUAAACUUCCGAAGCCUACGAGUAUAGUGAUACAUCGACUAAAUGACAUUUUCAUAUUUUUUAAGCAAGUGAGUUGAAAUAUUGGGUUCUAAAGUUACUCAUAUGAUAGAAUGGUCCAUAAGUGACUUAGCGACGUUUAGUCGAUAUUUAGUCGAUAAGCCGAGUCGAUCGACUAAACGUCGUUAAAUCACUUAUGGAUAAGGUAAAGUCAUAAAAAUUUAUAUCAUUCUGUUCGUCUUAGACCAUUCUACCAUAUGAAUGAAAUUAGAACCCAAUAUUUCAACUCAUUUGCUCAAAAAACAUCAAAAUUUUAUUUAGUCGUCAGGAAUCCAGGGAAAAUCUAGUCUACUACAGCUCUCUCGUCUGUCAUGAGCGGGCAAACGGGCAAAUCGGGUAAAGGGGAAGGCGGGUGCGGGCUACCCGGGCAAAUCAAGAAUGUGUGCGCGGGGGGCAGCGGGCAGUUUUUUUGCAGCUCUACCCAAUAUAUAUCAAAUAUAAUAUCAACUCAUUUGCUUAAAAAACAUGAAAACUUCAUUUAGUCGAUGUCCAACUACAUAUACCAACGAGGCAGGGAAAAUUCAUAACUUUUGAGAAAAUGUUAUUGGUGCCAACAUUUUUUUAAAGACUCGGGGUUUCAACUGAAAAAAAACCGAAAACUGAGUUUUUUAAUAGAACGUGAACUAUGACGUGGCAAUUUACCAAUAAGCAUUUCUAACAAAAAAAAACCAAAAGAAGCUUGAGGCUAGGAGCCUGAAAGACAAACGUCACAAAGGUCGAAGGCUAACAUGUCAAGACUAAGCCCAAGUUCAAGAACCUAAGCGAAACUUAGUCCAGCCCUAUUCAUCUCACAUUUUCAGAGUCAAAAAAGAGCUCAGCAUCGAAAAGCACAAUCAGAGAAUCAGAAACAUCCGAAACGCAAACAAAACUCGUGAAGACAUUGAAAAUCUCAAAGCCAAAAUCGCGCAACUCGAAAAACUACCAGAACUUCGAAUCUAUCAACGAAUCGUUGACAAAAACUAUGGAGAUAUGAUUGAAAACUUGAAAACCACUUUGGAUUUGUAAGUUUUUCGGAAAAAAAAUUAGAAAUUUCAACAAAAUUGCUCUUAUAGGCUCUUGCAACGUCAUCCGGAUUCGAUGGAAAUUCUCGAGACAAAACUCGAAGUUUUGCGAUUCGCCGAAAAUCUUCAAAACUAUCUGACGAAUGCAACGACGCAACUCGAAAGAUGUCGCGCGAAUUUGCCGCCAAAUUCAAGUGUUGAAGAAUUUCCGAGUGUUCAAUUUCGCGAGAAAUAUGCGAGAUUGACGAACGAAAAUGGACUUCCUAAUUUUUUGGAGAAUUUGUGA